This is a messenger RNA of Malassezia restricta, 1080 nucleotides long. RefSeq lists its product as uncharacterized. The record is from RefSeq and is a predicted model, not a curated record. The transcript has a single exon. Lineage: Eukaryota; Fungi; Basidiomycota; Malasseziomycetes; Malasseziales; Malasseziaceae. Bases 1 to 1080 code for a protein of 359 amino acids.
AUGUGGAAAAACCUCUUCGCCAAGUCGUCGUCGAAAGACCGACAGCACCAGCAGCCACCGCAACAACGCGAGCAUAGCGCGCCUGUGCACCACGCUCAGCAGCGACACGCGGCGCGUCAGGACGUCGGCAUGCCCGGCUCGUCGCUCCCGAUGUACGCCCAGCCGACCAAGAAGCACAAGGUCCAGCCCCCAAGCUGCACCACCAUCGAUGUGGCCGGCACGCCCGUAAAUGUGUACGGCCUCUCGGAGCUAUCGCGAGGAUCGAAUGGCGCGGCACCAGAGGUAUGCAUCACGUUCCACAUGCACGGCCGCACGGGCUCGGCACGCCGAGAACACGACCUGGUCCGUGAGCUGUGGCAAAAUGCUGUAGGCGAGCGCGAAGGCUUACAGGGUGCGCACCGAGUGCGCGAUCUGAUCAUCGUGAGUCUCGACCAGCGCAACCACGGACAUCGCACCACGAACGAGCUCGGUCAGCGCACAUGGAAAGAGGGCAACCCGACGCACGGCAUCGACCAGUAUGCCAUGUACCACGGCACGGCCAUGGACGUGUCCUACCUCAUGGACUUGCUGCCUGCCUAUCUGUUCCCGAAUGGCGAGCGCAUCGUGUCCCUCUUUGCCGUCACAGGCAAGUCCAUGGGUGGCCACGCCGCCUGGCACGUCCUGGCACACGAUCCACGGGUCCGUGUGGGUGUGCCCUUCAUCGGUAUGCCAGACUACGAAAAGCUCUUGGCACAGCGCACCAAGACGUCGAAUGUCAACGACGGCCCUCCUCAGGUGCCGGACACACUGCGUGCGCUCAUUCGCCGGAUCGAUCCGGCGAAGCAGCCAUACCGCGAGGCCAGUCCGUCGAAUCCGUUCUUUGGCAAGAAGAUCUGCAUUUGCUGCGGCGAGGAUGAUAAGCUCGUGCGUUUUAGCUUCUCGGAAGAGUUCAUCCGAGGCCUUGUCGUGGCACCACCGAAUUCGGAGGAGGCGCGCCGUAGUCUCGAGGUGUUUGUGCAGCCGAACACCGGCCACAAAGUCACGUCCGAGAUGCUGGCUCUCGGUGGCCGCUGGCUUGCUCAGUGGGCACUGGCCUACUAG